Messenger RNA from Lecanosticta acicola, 1012 nucleotides. Lineage: Eukaryota; Fungi; Ascomycota; Dothideomycetes; Mycosphaerellales; Mycosphaerellaceae. The record is from the annotation of a GenBank genome assembly.
AUGUCGACCCAAUCGCAUGCCUGCUGCACAGUCCCGCCUGUCGUGGCCGACGGCUACAAAGAGAAGGGCGAAUGGACGACUAUCCAAGGAAUGAGUACGUGGAAUCCAGCAAGCUGCUGUCAAAGGUGACCCAAGCAAGUAUCACCGCUAACGAUCCGUCCUCAUUGCAGAGACGUAUGCCACCGGCCCUAAGGACGCAAAGACUGCCAUUCUCGUCGUCUACGACAUCUUUGGUUAGUAUAAAGGAACGCAUUAAGAUUGUCACGUUCUUCGCCAUGCUGAUCAUCUGGCUUCGGUAGGCUUCUUCCCGCAGACACUCCAGGGAGCUGAUAUCCUCGCACAUAGCGACAAGGAGCAUCAGUACCAGGUCUUCAUGCCAGGUGAGUUAUAAACAGAGCUCCUAGCAACUCGGCCCUGCUAACCAAGGACUUAGACUUCUUUGACGGCAAGCCGGCAGACAUCUCUUGGUACCCACCAGACACCGACGAGAAGGGAAAGAAGCUCGGCGAGUUCUUCCAGGUAUGCUCGGGCAGAACACCAGGAUCGUGCAUAGCAUUCCAACUACAACGCUGACCGGGUGAAACAGACCAAGGCGACACCACCAAAGACCCUCGAGCGCAUUCCAAAGGUUCUGGACGAGAUCCAGAGCCAGCGUUCUUCCAUCCAGCAGUGGGGGAUUGUGGGCUACUGCUGGGGCGGCAAGAUCGUCAAUCUUUCCUCCCAGCAGGGUACCCGUUUCAAGGCUGCGGCUUCCUGCCACCCAGCGAUGGUUGACGCGAACGACGCCCCGGGCAUCUCCAUCCCAUUCGCCAUGCUUCCCAGCAAGGACGAGCCGAAGGAGGAUGUUGAGAAGUGGCAGCAGGCUGUCAAGACCAAGAACAUUGUCCAGUGGUGGCCAAAUCAAGUUCAUGGCUUCAUGGCUGCUCGCGCAGACUUGAAGGACCCAGCUGUGGAGGCCGACUACAAGAAGGCUUACGAGCUGCUCUUGAACUUCUUCCACGAGAACUUGUGA